Limulus polyphemus (Atlantic horseshoe crab) is the source of this 13650-nucleotide messenger RNA. Its product is annotated as fat-like cadherin-related tumor suppressor homolog. Gene Ontology annotation, biological process: homophilic cell-cell adhesion. The transcript is spliced from 32 exons. Lineage: Eukaryota; Metazoa; Arthropoda; Merostomata; Xiphosura; Limulidae. The coding region runs from base 75 to 10286 and encodes 3403 amino acids. The record is from RefSeq and is a predicted model, not a curated record. Gene Ontology annotation, cellular component: plasma membrane. Gene Ontology annotation, molecular function: calcium ion binding.
UAAAAGACAUCAAUGACCACAAACCAAAAUUUACAGAAUCGCUUUAUCGGUGUCCUGUGUUGGCAUCCAGUGAAAUGGCUGAAAGGUCUCUUUGUCGGGUUAUUGCAGUUGAUCAUGAUGAAGGACCUAAUGGUGAUGUGGAGUAUAGUAUACAAAGAUCAAACCCUAGUGACUCUUUUCACAUUAGUCGAAAAACUGGAAUUAUCACAUCAGAGAAGAAACUUCAGCCUGGCACAGAAUAUGAACUCAUUGUACAAGCCAUUGAUAAUGGUGAGCCAAGACACUUUGUGGCAGUACGAGUUCUUAUUGAAGUUGUUGAAGGACCUAAAAUUUCUCUACAUCCUCCUGUCAUCAAGAAUUCAGAGUCGUACAAUGUGGUUACUGCUAGUGACCGAGUACAAGAAAUGGUUACAUUAAUUGAAACAGAAGAUAAGGAUGGAGAUAGGUUAUGGUUUUCAAUUGUUGGUGGUAAUACUAAUGAAACAUUUAUGAUGAAGAAUGAUGGUGGUGCUGUUCUUUUAGCAGGGAUGGUAGAUGGUGAGAUGUGCAGCCAGUAUGACUUAAAUAUCAGUGUGACAGAUGGAACUCAUACUGUUUACACAGUGCGAAAAGUGGAAGUGAAGGAUAUCAAUGAUCAUAGACCAGUUUUCAGCAAAAUUAAAUACAUGACAACAGUCAACGAAAGUUCUAAAUGUGGGAUGGAAGUAUUACAUGUGUCAGCAAAGGAUCAAGAUAAAGAAGAACAACUGUUCUACUCUAUAUAUAAUAGUGCCAGUCCAUCAAGUCAAGAACAUUUUCAUAUGGAUCCAAAUAAAGGUAUCCUGUCAAUUGCUAAGCCUCUUGACCAUGAAGUGUGUCAUCAGCACAUUCUAACACUUAUGGUCAAGGAUCACGGAAUUCCUUCUAAACGUAAUUUUGCUCGAGCACUGAUCAAUAUAGAAGAUCACAAUGAUUAUGCACCUGAAUUUCUUUCUGCACAGUUUGAAGGACGAGUUUAUGAGACAGCUGCUAUUGGUACUUUUGUAGUGCAGGUAUUUGCUGUAGACAGGGACAAAGGUAGAAAUGCACAACUAAUCUUUGAAAUUGUGAAAGGAAAUGAAGGAAAUAGCUUUUCCAUGGACCCUAAGAGAGGAAUUGUUUCAGUGGCCAAAGAGCUUAGUCGAAACAUUAUGCGAGAAUAUUAUCUCACCAUCCGAGCUACUGACAAAGGAAUCAUAUAUAAGGACAGCACAGCUAGUGUCCAUAUUAUUGUAACAGCACCUGAUAGUUCUGCUCCUAAGUUUGAAAAACAAGAAUAUAUCGUAGAACUCUAUGAGAAUGAAAAGCCUGGCAUUGUUGUUACAACUGUUGCAGCCUUCAGUCAGUCUGUAGUAUAUUAUGAAAUUGUGUCUGGUAAUAAAGAAGCAAAAUUUAUCAUUAACCCCCACUCAGGUGAACUUCAUACAGCUGCAAGGUUAGACUAUGAACAAACUGAGAUGUAUAAUCUCACAAUUAAUGCAACAAACCUAGUUAGUAUGAAUGCCAGUACUAUAGUAACAAUACAUGUACUUGACAGAAAUGACAAUGCCCCAGUGUUUCUUAAGUCAACUUUUUAUGGAGAAAUAAGUGAAUUAGCAAAAAUUGGAACCUUGGUGUUGACCAGUAAAAUUACUCCCCUUGUAGUCAGUGCAGUCGAUGAAGACUCAGAAUUGAACUCGCAUCUGGUGUAUGAGAUUGUAGAGAAAUUGGCAUACACUUAUUUCCAGAUAGAUUCUAGUAUUGGUUCCAUACGCACCAUUCGAACUUUGGAUUAUGAGAAAAUAUCAUCUUUUCGAUUUGGUGUCCUAGUGUCGGAUAAGGGUAGGCCUCGGCUUUAUGCUGAAAGAACUGCGGAAGUUUUUAUUAAAGUGCUGAAUGUUAAUGAUUGUUCUCCUCAGUUUGAGAAGGACACGUAUGAAGCUAUCUUGCUGUUGCCAACAUAUAAAGGUGUUGCUGUGACUACCGUUAAAGCAUUUGAUCCUGACUCUGAUACACAGAUUGGUGUAAAAUAUGCAAUAGUUUCUGGUAAUCAAAAAGGAAAGUUUUUUAUUAAUGAGAGCACAGGUCAAAUUUUUGUAACAGAUCCAGUUGGUCUAGAAGACACAUACAAGAUGAUAGUAGCAGCAAAAGAUGGGGUGUUUGAAAAUAGCACUAAAGUUUUAGUUAAGGUGGAGAAGGCCAAUUUUAGUGGUUUUAGAUUCUCUGAGGAAGUUUACAGGGCUUCAGUCAUGGAAAAUACAACAGAAGUAUGUAGAGUUACUGUUGUUUCUCUUGUAGGAAAUGCAUUAAAUGAGCAUGUGAUUUUUAGAAUCUUGAACCCAUCUGACAUGUUCAAGGUUGGGAAGACUUCUGGAGUAUUACAAACAACAGGACAACCUUUUGAUCGGGAGACAUUAAACCAUUACACAGUGGCUAUAGAAGCAAGAAGUAUGGCUACUGGCAUUCCUCGGGUAGCUCAUGUACUUGUGGAAAUAACAGUUUUAGACAUUAAUGACAAUGCUCCAAUUUUUGUUAGUCUUCCCUAUUAUUCUGUAGUACCUAUCGAAGCUCAACCUGGGGACGUGAUUUACAAGGUGCAGGCUAUUGACCUGGAUGUGGGCUUGAAUGGAUAUGUUCAUUAUGAGCUGGUUAAAGGUGAUAAAAAUCUGUUCAGCAUUGACAGUAUGUCAGGCGAGCUUCAACUACAGCAUCAUUUGAAUUCUCAUAUUACUGCCUAUGAAGUUGUUGUUGCAGCUUAUGAUAAUGGAAGCUUCCCAUUACACACUGAGGUAGUUGUGUUCAUUAAAGUUGUCAACAGACAUAUGCCAGCAUUUGAAAAACCAUUCUACAAAGUGUCUGUUCCUGAAAAUGUACAACCUAGGUCACCUGUUCUGUCUGUUGCUGCAGAAAGUCCACAAGGACGGCAGUUGAUAUACAGUAUUGUUAAAGGAAAUAUUGACGAAGAAUUUGGAGUUGAUUUCAACACUGACUCGGGUCAUAAUAAUGGUGCAUCUGUGAUCUUUGUGGUGGAGGAACUUGACUACGAGACCCGACAACAGUAUGAUAUCACCAUGCGAGCCACUGACUCUGUGUCUGGAGAUUAUGGGGAUGUUUUAGUUGAAAUUCAGGUGCUAGAUAUAAAUGACAAUGCUCCUAUGUUUAACCAACCUACUUAUAACGGAUCAAUCUCUGAAGCAACACCCUUUGGAACAUCCAUCCUGAGUGUGUAUGCCACUGACAGGGAUUCUGGAUCUAACCAACAUAUAGAAUACAACAUUCUUGGUAAUGCUACAGCCUAUUUUCAUGUUGAUCCUAUAGAAGGUGUAAUCUUCAUCAAACAUUCUUUGGAUCAUGAAACACAGCCCACACAUCAUUUUGUUGUCAUGGCAACAGAUGGGGGCUCUCCGCCUCUUAGCUCCACAGCAGAUGUUUGGGUCACAGUUUCAAAUAUGAAUGACAAUCCUCCAUCAUUUGGAAAUCCAUUUUAUAGAUGUGUUCUUAGUGAGCAUGCUAAACGUGGUCAGUUUGUUACUAUGGUUGUAGCAUCUGAUCCUGACGUCACAGGCCAGCCCAAACUGACCUACUCUAUUGUAGGUGGCAAUGACAACCAAGCAUUUUUAAUUAAUAGAACAACUGGUGUGAUCUCCUUAUUCAAUGCCCACCAGCUCUUAAAACACUCCACAUACAACCUGAAUAUUUCUGUUUCUGAUGGUGUCUACUCCAGUUACACCCUUGUUCUGGUUGAUAUACUGAAUGCCAACAAACAUACACCUGUAUUUACUCGCACAAAUUAUGAAGUGGCCUUACAAGAGAAUUUACCUUCAGGCACCAUGGCCACUACUGUUUCUGCUACAGACAAGGAUAGAGGAGACUAUGGAAUUGUCAAAUACUUUAUAGACAAUGAAGAAUGCUUAAAAUUAUUCAGUCUAAACCAUACUUCUGGUGAGAUCUACACAAAAUCAUCCUUUGACAGAGAGAAAAAGCACCUGUAUGAGAUACCUGUAGUAGCUAUAGAUGAUGGGGGACGUUCGGGUUACAGUACAGUUAGACUUACUAUCACAGAUGUGAAUGAUAAUGCUCCUCAGUUUUUAGUUGCAGAAUACCAACUUAGCAUUCACUCAAACAUGACUAUUGGUACUACCAUUUUAAAAGUGAAUGCACUGGACUUAGACUUGGGGGAAGCUGCUUCUUUAGAGUACAGUAUUUAUGAAAGGAACAAUUCUAACAUUCUGAAAAUGUUUCAUAUCACUCGUGAUCAAGGGGAGGUUUCCCUUAUGAAAUCUGCUGAGGAAUUAGACAACAGUGUUUACCAGUUCUUUAUUCAAGCUCAAGACAGAGGUUUUCCACCACAACGGACAGAAGUUCCAGUCACUGUCUAUGUCAAAAGCCCUAGAGAACAAGCUCCACAGUUUGACAAGCUCAGUUAUGAAUUUUUCCUCAAUGAGAAUUCAGAAAUAGGUAAAAUAAUUGCAACAAUAAGUAUUGUUUAUCCUGAAGAGGUGACUUAUUCUUUUGCUCCAACAGUUGAAGAGUCCAGUGCCCAUCUCUAUUUAUCAAGCUUCAGUAUUGACAACCAUGGUCGAAUCAUGCAGGUUGCAGAACUAGACAGAGAGGAAAGAGACACUUAUAAUCUGACUAUCCGAGUUGAAGCUAGCUCUCAGCCCCAAUUGGCAUCAUACACUGAUGUAAGCAUCAUUUUAAUGGAUGAGAAUGAUAACAGUCCAAUGUUUGUUUCUAAUCCUUAUCAGAUAAUAGUUGCAGAGAAUGUGGAAGAGAGUUACACUGUGGCUAGGCUUGUGGCUUUUGAUCUAGAUAUUUCUAACAAUGCUGAAAUUGUAUUUUCAUUUGGUGAUGAUGCAGAAGAAAUCACGAGGGUCUUUGAUCUGGAUACUCAUGAGGGCUGGAUUAUCACUAAGGCACCUCUGGAUUAUGAAAGUGUGCCGUGGUAUAACUUCUCUGUGAUUGUACAUGACAAUGGCUCCCCACAACUAUCUUCACAAACAAUGGUGAACAUACAAGUAAAAGACUAUAAUGAUAAUUCUCCAGUUUUUAGACAAAGUUACUAUGAAAGCUCCAUCUUUGAAGAUGCUUUGGUGGGGACAGUUAUAAUUGUAUUAGAAGUUAAUGACCCAGAUAGUGAUCCAGGUCAUGUUCUACAGUUUUAUAUUACUAGUGGUAAUCCACAAGAUCAAUUUCAAAUAAGUAAGACAGGUGAAAUGUAUUUGAACAAGCAAUUGGACAGAGAACAAACUCCUAAUUAUAAGUUAACAGUCACUGUCACUGAUGGAAGAUUUGUAUCAACUUCCGUUGUUGCUGUCGAGGUUUUAGAUGCUAAUGAUAAUCCCCCUAUUUGUCACUCGUCCAAGUUCACAGAAAUGGUAUCGGAAAGGAUUGAACCUCAAACGUACAUCCUGACAGUAAAAGCAACUGACAAGGAUGAAGAAAGAAACUCGCAACUAUUUUACUAUCUUACUGGGGAUGGUAAUGGGGAUUUUUUCAUUAAUCCAACGUCAGGUUUAUUGCAAACCAGCAAGCCUCUUGACAGGGAGCAUCAACCUCGUUACCAUAUCACAGCUCAUGUACAAGAUAAAGAGAAGAAGGAAUGGGAAUGCACUAGCUUGGUUGACAUACUGCUAAGUGAUGUGAAUGAUAAUUCCCCAGAGUUUGAAAGAGACAUUUACACUGUAACAAUACCAGAAGAUUCUAAAGUUGGCACAUUGGUUACAAAAGUUCAUGCUGUGGAUAAAGACUUAGGAAAAAACCGUAAAAUAGUUUAUUCCUUUGUUGACUCUGCCAAUGGUAGCUUCACCAUUGACAACCAGACUGGAAUUGUCUGCCUCCAUAGACCUUUAGAUCGUGAGCAGAUAGCAUUUUACAAUUUGACAGCUCAAGCUAGCGACUGUGGAACACCUCAGCUUUCAUCCAUUUCUUUUAUUUUAGUCAGAGUACAAGAUAUCAAUGAUAAUCCACCAGAGUUUGUCAGCAAGUUCUAUCAUGCUAAUGUCUUAGAGAGUGAUGAAGUAGGGACAGAAAUUAUUCGUGUCCUAGCAACAAGUAAAGAUACUGGAGUGAAUGCAGAAAUCAUGUAUUCUAUUGUCAAUGGAAAUGAUUUGAGCUAUUUUACUAUUCACCCAAAGUCAGGGGUUAUCUCUGUGGCAAAGACAUUAGAUUAUGAAGAAGUGAAGGAUUAUAUCUUAACUAUUGAAGCCAAGGAUGGAGGAACACCACCACUGAAUAACCAUGCCACUGUUAAUAUUUCUGUUGUUGAUGCCAAUGACAAUUCUCCUGUUUUUAAUCAACCAUCUUACCAAGCUAUAAUAAGAGAAGAUGCAUCCCCUGGAGAUAAAAUAAUACAGGUGAAAGCAAGUGAUAUUGAUAGUUCUCCAAAUUCACAACUGUUCUACUCCAUUAUUGGCGGGGACAAGCGAGGACAGUUUAAAGCUGACAAAGAUAAUGGGUACAUUAUUGUGGCUUCUCCCUUAGAUAGGGAAUUGGUUUCUACCUAUGUAUUAGAAAUGGAGUGUAAAGACAGUGGUACGCCUUCCUUAUCUACGGUUGUGCUGGUUAAUAUUGAGGUGUCUGACAUCAAUGACAAUCCACCUUUGUUUUCACAGGCAAACUAUACAUCCAUUGUCCAGGAAGGAAAACAGCGAGGUUUCAUCGUACUGAAAUUUUCAGUCACUGAUGCUGAUAUUCUCCCAAACACAAGUCCAUUUACUUUUGACAUUGUUUCUGGAAAUGAGGACAACUCUUUCCGUUUAGUUCAGCAAGAUGCUUCUCUGCGUACUGCAGUAAUGUUCAACUAUAAGUAUAAGAAUGAAUACAUUCUUUGCAUCAGGGUUUCAGAUGCAGGUGUACCAUCUCUUAGCAGUGAAACAUGGGUCACAAUUCAUAUCAUCAAAGAAAGCCAAUAUCCUCCUCUGUUGAGUCCUUUGAAGGUUGCUGUUAGUUCUUAUCUGGAUGAAUUUCCUGGAGGUGUAAUGGGGCGUGUCCAUGCCACAGACAGUGAUCCCUAUGAUAAGCUGGUCUAUGACAUUGUGUCUUAUCAUAAGCAUUUAUUUAAAAUUGAUCCAGAAGAUGGAACACUUGUAGCCUAUGAUGGAUUGGAUGUAGGAAGCUACAGUAUUAAUGUAAGUGUCAGUGAUGGAAAGUUUAUUUCAUAUGGAACUGUAUUGGUGGAGGUAUUUGUUGUGACUGAAGAAGCAGUCAAGAAUAGUGUUGGUAUUAGUUUGGAUGAUAUUACCCCAGAGGAUUUCUUACUUUCUUACAAGAAAGGAUUUCUGAGAGCAAUUAGAAGUAUUUUAAAUGUUGGUUUCCAAGAUGUGGAGAUAAUCAGCUUGCAACCCUCCCUAGAAGAGUUUGGUAGAAGUCGCAGGAGCACGAGACAGGAUCUAGAUGUCUUGUUUGCAGUAAAGAAUGGUAUCCAAGGGUUCUAUCCACCAAGUAUAGUUUUAAUAAAGUUAAAAGAAGAAAAGGAAUCCUUUGAAUCAACUAUUGGUCUCCUAGUUGUGAAGGUUACUGAAAAUAGAUGCACUAAAACCUUUUGUGACCAUGGAGAGUGUAUUGAUAAUGUUGUGCUAGACAAAGUCCAUGCUAUUAGCAUUACAACAAAGUCCUUUAGUUAUGUUUCUCCACAACAUUAUAGGCACUUGGAAUGUCACUGUGAACCUGGUUAUGGCGGAAGUCGUUGUGAACAUGAAGUGAAUGAAUGUGCACGCCGACCUUGUCCACAGUACCACAUCUGUAUUCCACAUGGAUCUUCACUAGGUUAUACGUGUAAAUGUCCAGAUGGAAAAACGGGUGCAUUUUGUGAUUUGGAGAGAGGAACUUCCUGUCAUGGUCCUUCAUGUUAUGAAGAGAAACAUCCAAUUUACUUCAGUGGAAAGAGUUACACUCACUAUGAACUGAACAUUCCCUUGAAUCGUCACUUAAGUGUGGCUCUGCGAAUCAGGACAAAGCUGGCAACUGGAAAUUUGAUGUAUGCUGCUGGAUUAAGAGAUUAUAGCAUUUUAGAGGUGGUAAAUGGUUUUGUUCAGUUUCGAUUUGACUUUGGCAGUGGAGAAGGUUUGAUUCGAAUAGAAAAUAUAGAAGUGAAUGAUGGAUUGUGGCAUGAAAUAAAAGUAGACCGCCGUGACAACAUAGCCGAAAUAGUUGUUGAUAGACAGUAUCGAAUAACAGGGAAGGCUCCUGGUGUUCAUGAACUUCUAAACUUAGAGGGAAAUGAUGUUUUCUUUGGAGCAGAAGUACAUAGAACAGCUUUGGAUGAUGUGAGAAUGGGAUUCAUUGGAUGUAUGGAUGACAUUCAUGUAGCAGGAGUCUUACUUCCUUUACAUUCAGCAGUGAGCAAUUCUAUUGCCAUUUUACGAAGGUUUGUUCGGGUGGAUUUCUUUUGUCGAGCUCUGGUUGACCCAGGAGUUUGUGGAAGUCAGCCUUGCCUUAAUGGUGGAACAUGUAAGGAUUUGGGAGACAUUUUCUCUUGUCAUUGCCCGCAUCGAUUCUCUGGUUCUCACUGUGAGUUUGACAGUAACCCUUGUGCCUCAAAUCCUUGUCUGUACGGUGGGACUUGCUACAAUGAAAACAAUAACUUUCAUUGUCAGUGUGCACCAGGUCUCACUGGCAAGCGAUGUAGUUAUGGACGAUAUUGUAAUCCUAAUCCUUGCCAAAAUGGUGGCAUAUGUGAGGAAGGAGUUUCUGGACCUAUUUGUAAGUGUCAUGGUUUCCAUGGCAAGUUUUGUCAAUUUGAUAUUGAUGAAUGUCAGGCUAACCCUUGUGCUGCAGGUUCCACAUGUAUCAACUUUCGAGGAAGCUUCCAGUGCCAUUGCCAACUGAAUAUGACAGGACUUCUGUGUACAGAAUCUCGCUAUACCACUUCAGUCACAUCUACGAACAUAAAUAUCACACAUGAAGAAAUCAUUGGUAUUGUUGUAGUAAUUGCUUUCAUAGUUAUUGCAGUCCUGAUAUUUGUCUGUUGUUGUCGUUUCUAUCAGUGGAAACGGCAUCACAGGCCUCAGAACAAUAGCCUGCAGGAAGAUUCAGCUAAUGAAAUAAUGCUGAAGAAUGCAGUGGGAAAGGACAACUUUAAUAGAAUGAGUAAAGUAAGCAACUUAGAAGUAACACCUUUCAUUAGACCCAUGGUCCCUCCUCGACCAGUUUCAUACACCCCCAGCACCCAGGAGUCUCUGAGUGUUAUUAACAAUUUUGAAACAGUUCACAGCUAUGGAAGUGCUGCUGAUGAUCUUGAGAGCAUUCCAUGUUAUAGCCAUGAAUAUUUGCAGAACAUCAACAAACCAGUGAUUAGUGUAGCACCUACUCUUUCUCCUCCACCACCAUCCAAUUCUGCAUCUGAUUUGGAUUCAGUUAUUAAAGAAGGUUGGGAACAUGAGAGUCAAAAUUCUAUAGAAAAAAUAUGUGAAAACAAGAUCCAGAAUGACCUUAAAUGUCGAAAAGUGGUGGAUCUUUCCCCACUUUCUGUGAUAGUUCCAAUCCUACCAUCUAGAGGCCCUUCCAGUUUUGGUUUGUCUUCGGAAUUGAGUUCAAUAGAUGAUUUUUUAGACCAGCCAAAGGAGAGAAAACCUAAGGAUUCUAAAGAAGGAGAGUUUAGGAGUGGAGCCCUAGGAUACCAUUGGGAUUGUUCUGAUUGGGCUACUGCUCAGAAACCUCUUGGUGACAUCACUGAAAUAUCCUUGAAAGAAAUUACAGAUUCAUCUAGUAUAGCAGAUACCAACAGUCGAGAUAGUCAGACAGAGCUGCUUCCAAGUGCUCUAGAUGCUGAUAAUAGCAUUGAUCUUGAUUCUGCCAUUUCAGACAUUAUUGGGGGUUUGGAUGACAAUAAAAGUCAAGCAGAUGGUGGCCAUUUUCAAAGCACUUUACAGAUAAGUGAUAAGGAGUUUCUUGAUGGAGAAGACUGCAUUUCUUCAACUUUCAACUACACUUGCCAUCCUAACCAGUACUUGCCCAUACAUGAGCAACACUGGAAUCAGUCUGGAAUUCAUAGACAAACCUCAUGUGACCAGUCAGAUGAUGAUGGUAUCUUUGCUUACGGGUUUCCAUCACAAGGUGGUAAAGAAUUCAUGGUUGAUGUAGCUAAAGAUCUUUGUCGGAACACUGGACUGGACAGUUUAUCAAUGUUGGCAGGAGGUUACACGUCCACUAAUGCUUCUUGUUCUGACCUCUCUGCCAAUUUAUGUGAAAUAGAAGACAGCGAAGUGAAUAGUGAUAUGGAGAUUGAAUUCGUGAAUGGGCAAAUAUCUAACAAGCUAGGAAAUCAAAGUAUUGGAACCGUGAUUUAGUGUUUGUUACCUCUCUACUACAGAGAAUUUAUACAACUAUCAUAUGCCUUGAAUAACUUGUCUUCUAAGCAUAAAAACAAGCUUCCCAGCAUUCCUUUGACACAAGAUCGUGGUAAGAAAAUCCCCAUUAAGCGGCUGUUUUUGUUUUGUUGAAAAACUGUAUAUAGUGCACAUUGUGCCAAAUAUGUAUUAUCACUUCAAUCAAAUCGGGUAGUUUACUUAAUUCUGUGUUACUGUGGAGCAUUAUCAUUACAAGUGGGAAAAGAACUGGUAUUUCCCGUGUUUCCAUUGUUUGUUAUGCGAUGUUAAACCAAGAUGUUUAUUAUUUUGCGUCAGUGUGUAAAGUAAAGAGUAUAUAUAUGUACAGAUAAAACAUGUAAAGUGGCCAGAUUUGAAAAUCUCUACAUCUUCCUGAAGAGGACACAACAGCAUUUUGGAACGUAAAUAUUAGUAAUGAUAAUCUUUAAGACGUAAGAUAUGUAUAGUAGUCAAGUUUGAAAAUCUUAACAGUUCCAUGACAAAUUGCAGUAUCAAGCUGAAAUAUUAGUAAUUAUAAUCUUGAAGACAAAAGUAAUGUACAAGAGUUUAGGAGGGGAGUCGACGAUUUCUUAUAAAAUAAUAGGGGAUUUAAAUUUUUCCUUUUCUCAGUGUUGGGUGUGCAAGGACAGUCUUUAAGGACCACGUGAUUCCUUUGUUGUCCAUAGGUUAUGUUAAUUCUGAGAUCUGUAGUAUUUUCUGAAGUGGUUUGCACAUUUAUUUUGCUUUUAGUUGAAAUAAAUAAUCUUAUACUUUUUUCCAAGUAAAAUGUUUGAAGAUUUCUAUCUUAAAGUCAGAUACCUGCUUAUCGAAAAAUAAGUUAGUUGGUAAAAUCUUUCUCUACAGAAUUAGUUGUAGAAACGCAGGGAAUGAGUACUUUUGAGGAGUUUAAAAUAUUCAACAAACUCCUAGUUUUGUUUAUUUUUCAGUUGUGUUUCAGGCUUGCUUUAUCUUUUUUUGGUUUUGAGAACAUUAUUUAAUUUAUUUGUCAAUAUAAUUCUAUUCAAGUGGCAAUACUACCAUCUUUAAAACUACAGUUUUAUGCUGUUUUGGAAAAUUAGAUUAGUUUUGAAGUUUCAAACAUUUUUUAAAUAAUUGAAGUAUGUUUUUUUCAGGAAUGCCUAAUUGUAUUGACGAUUUCAUAAACAUCUGCACCUUUCUACUAUCACUAAUAGAAGUAACACAUGGACUAUAACGCCCCCCCCUCUCCAUUCCCUAAUAUUUUAAAUAUACAUGUAUUUCAUAUUGAGAGACAAACCAAUAGUUAGAAUUGCGGACUUGAAGUCAGUGGUGGCUAGUUGGCAAAAAGCCAGUGGGUUUUAGCGUUUCAUCAUUGACCAUCAAGGAUCGCUGUACUUUUUUUUUUUGACAAUUGACUAUCCAGGAAUGAUUAUAAAUGUGUUUAUUACAUUCUUUUUUUUUUUAAUUUCAUAUUAGGAAAUGUAAUUAUCGUCACAAACAUAGGUCUAAAGUUUGACAGUGUAUCAAAUAUAUAAAAUUGUAAAUGCAACACUUCAUGUAAACUCACAUCAAUGGGUAGUUACAUCCUGCUGCUAAUUAUAUUCAACUCGUAAAUUGUGUUUAUUGUCAGAGGGGCAGCCACUUUAGCGUGCAACUUUUAAAGAAGCUUAAAAAUAUAUCAAGACUCCAAAAGAACUACUUUCGAGUCCUGUCUUUGGGUCCUGACAGUUUAGAGUUGCGUUUGUCAUGAAUGAUAGUUGAAGUCAUAUAUUAGUUUUUAAAUUAAUCUGUCCUUCAGGUCAGUUAAACCAUGAAUAAGUUGUAAAUCACUUUUCCUAUGUAAUGUGCUUUUUUGGAUUAUGAUGGACUCUUCCUUUAACUUUGAAACAGUUUUUUCUCCCAUGUUGAUUAUAUCUGACAAAAGAACUAUAUACUAAAGUGUAACGAAAGUGUUUAAAAGUUUAAAUCAAAUGAAUGCCAUGUAUGUAAUAGAAAGUUUGCCGACAGUACCUAUCAGUUGCUUAUCAUAAACCGGCCUAAAUGGGCAAUGAAAUGUUGUGGACAUGUAUUAGUAUAGUCCGAAAUAUGAAAUGCAAAAUGUUAAAGUUUUUGCGCAUUUUGUUUGAAUUUACCAUAAAAAUGUACUAACAUUCUUGUUUUUCCGCAUAUUUUUUGCUUAAUUUGUUAUCUUUCAAUCUCUUUUUCGAUCGUGGUUCGAAAAACGUAAACCAUUCUAGUCCCUGUAGACUCGCACGAAUUAUUUAGAUUUUGAAAUAGGAAUUGGAGCGUGCGCUAUGUUCUUUUGAUAAUAUCGUAACUCUUCCUACGUUAACGUGGUUUAAUUAAAUAUGAACAUUAUUGAUGUUUGGAGAAAAAUGAUAAUUUAUUACACAUUUCUUUGUCCCAAAAAUUGGACUGUGAAGGACCGCAAUCAAGUACUGUCCACACAAAGGUCGGACUGAGUUACUUUGUCAAAAAAUGUUUUUCUUGUUUUAUUCAAAUCAAAAGCUAUGUUUUAUGUUUGAAACUGUGAUACUUGAGCGAAUUCAUUCAUCCACAGUUAUGGUACUACCUCAUGGUUAUGACGUUCCAGUUUGAAUCAUAGUUAGAUGACGUUUAGUCACGCGAUGUGUAAAGCAUGCAUGCAAUGUGGUUAUCGAGACGGGGUUUUGUUUUGUUGAACCUCGCUCCAGGUUUUGUUUUUAUGAAUUUGGAGUUUCAAUAAAACCCGUUACGGGGAAGAAAAAUAUCUUCCAUAUUCCUUUUUUCCGUUGUAUUAUUUCUAUCUUUUCAUAAAAGUAUGUAAAUUAACGUCAAUAAUUUCAACUAUUGUAUGACGAAUGAAAGUGCUUGACACAGUUAUUGACCCUUACACACAUUUUAACUUAUAUAAAACUAAUGUAAUAUAUAUACAACAUUUGAACGAAGAAAGUAGCAGAUAAAAUGGAUCAUUAAUUUCUAUGAUUUUAUCUUCAUUCAAUAAGGAAACAAUUUAUACUAGCACGUGUUUUAAUAUUUCUUAUAAUUUAUUAGUGGUUACUUGUAAUUUAUUUAAUCAGGUAUUUGUAAUCUGCGUAUCAUAUGUUAUAUAGAUAGUUCCAUAAGGAGCGCAGGCUUGGCUACCAUAAAUUCAGCCGUUUGUGUGAACUUCACCAUUUGAUCCGGAUGUGUGAUUUUUGGUUCUUAUUUGCAGAUUCACUCUAACACCAGUUUGUUUUUGUCUUCAAUUCGGAACCAUGGAAACAUCAAGAAAAGCUAGUUUAUUAAACUUAAAAUUAUUAAGAAUUCAGUAUUUGGAAACAAGAUAAUUAGCACAAUUAAGUAACUCGCUGCUCUGUGUAAAAAAAAAAAAGUGUGCAUAAUAAAC